AACAACAACAACAACAGAAUAAUAACAAUAUGAUCGAUAAUAAUAAUACAUCUACAAUAAAAAUUACAUCAACAGGUACAUCAUCAUCAUCAUCAUCAUCAUCUAAAAGAAAAAUGCCCAUAAAUGGUUUAGAAAUUAUAACCACAACCAUACCAUCAUCAUUACAGCAACAACAAUCAUCAUCAACAACAUCAGCAACAGGAACAUUUAUGAUUGAAUCUUUAUCGAAUCAACAACGUAAUUGGCCAUCAUCAUCAUCAUCAUCAUCAUCACCAAAAUCACCAAUUUUACCAUCAUACGAUAUGGGUGUUGAUGCACAUCAAAAUUAUUAUCAUCCAUUGCAUCAUCCACUUCCACAUCAUCAUCAUCAACAUUAUCAAUUACCGAAUCAACAUUUACCAACAACAACAUUUUUUCAAUCACCACAACAUUUAACACCGAUAAUUCCAUCGGCUCCAAAUCCGAAAGAAACAUUCAUUCAACCAUCAACACCGCCACCACCACCAAUGCUUUAUUCUUCUACACAAACAGCAAAUUCUAAUUAUGGUGGUGUUGGAUAUCAAAGUCAAAAUAUUUCAAAUCGUUCACAAGUUUUAUAUGUAUAUGAAUUACCAUAUAAUAUUCGUAAAUCAAUUUGUGAUCUUCUUGAUGCUGAUAAUUCAUGGCGUGAACUUGGUGGACGUUAUAUGGGUUUUAAUGAUACACAAUUAACAUUAAUAUCACAUGCAUUAUAUCGUAGUGCAUCACCAACAAAUGAAUUAUUAACCAAAUGGGAAUCAAGUAAUGCUAAAAUUAAACAUUUAUUUAUUUAUUUAGCACAAAUGAAACAUCAUCGUUCACUUAAAUAUUUAUUACCAUUUGUUGAUCAAAAAUUACGUUUAAUGUAUGAAACAACUAAUAAUAAUAAUAACAAUGAAAAUACUGAUAAUAACGAUGAUGUUAAUUAUCAAUCAUUUGAUCAUCAAGAAUAUAAUCGUUCAAAAUUAAAUAAUCAAUCAUCAUCGUCAACCGCAUUGUUGAACAAAAAUAUUAAACAAUCAACGAUGAAAGGUUUUGUAGGGGAAAAUUCAAAAUUUUAUCCAAAUCAAAAUCACCAAAAUCGAUUUAAAAAUAAUCCAAAUAACAAUAAUGGUAUACAAAUGGAUGAAGAACAAACAUUAAUCGAUUUACAAAAUAAUAAUACAAAAAAACCUGAAUCAAAUAAUAAUAAUAAUAAUAAUGAUAAUCAGAUAAAAUCAAAUGAAAAUGAAUAUCUAUUGAAAAUUGAUGAUUUUAAAAUUACUUAUAAAGAAUUAGUAAUUGCAACUGAUGAUUUUUCAAAUGAUAAUAUACUUGGUAGUGGUGGAUUUGGUACCGUUUAUAUUGGUGAUUGGAAAGGUACUAAAGUUGCAAUAAAAAAAUUAAAAGGAUUAGAUAAUUUAACACAAGCAUUAACCGAAUUACGAAUAUUAAAUUGUUGUCGUAUUGAUAAUAUAUUACCAUUAUAUGCUGUAUCAUUAGAUGGUCCUGAACCAUGUCUUAUAUAUCAAUAUAUGUCAAAUGGUUCAUUAGAAGAUCGUUUACUUUGUAAAGAUAAUACAAAACCAUUAACAUGGUUACAACGUUCAAGAAUUGGUGAAGGUAUUGCACGUGCAUUAAAUUUUUUACAUACAUUAAAAGGUAAUCCAUUUGUACAUGGUGAUGUUAAAAGUGCAAAUAUAUUAUUGGAUCAAAUAUUUGAACCAAAACUUGGUGAUUUUGGUUUAGCUAGGCAAGUGGCUAAAAAUAAUCGUAAUGAAAAUUCCAUUUAUACACAUUGUACAGUUAGUUCAGUAAAUGGAACAAGUGUUUAUUUACCAGCUGAAUAUUUACGACAAAAAAUUCUUAGUCCAGCUGUUGAUGUUUAUAGUUAUGGUAUUGUUAUAUUAGAAAUGGCAACCGGUAGACGUGCAUAUGAUGGUAAAAAAUUACUUAUAAAUUCUGUUGAAGAUGAAUAUAGUAAAGUACAGAAUCAAACAUUACAAAUACAAUCAAUAAAAUUGGAUAAUUGUAAUAAUUUAAAUCAAAAACAAGAUUCAUUUAAUGAAAAUCAAUUAAAAUUUUUAAUGGAUAAACGUAUUGUUAAUCAAAAUGAAGGACAAUAUUUAUUUAAUUAUCUUUUAGAACUGGGUAGAAGAUGUGCACAUAAAAUUAAAUCAAAACGUCCAAUUAUGGUUCAGAUUCUUGAAUAUUAUAAUCAAUGUAAAGCAACUGAACAAAUAUAUCAAUUAUGUGAUAAAGUAAUUAAAAAUAAAUUACAAUUAUCAACAACAACAACAAAAAAACAAUUAUCUAAAACAGAUGUAAAAAAUCCAAUCGAAUUACAAUUAUGGUAUGAUUUUGUUAGAAAAUCCUGUGGUACAUUAAGUGAAAUUGUAUUUGAAAAUUUUGAUGCACAAGUAACAAAAAUUAUUGAUGAUUUAAUAUUAACAACAAAUGAUAAUGAUGAAACAAAUGAAUCAACAUAUUAUUUAGAUUUAUUACUUUGUUCAAAUAAAAAUCGUUUAUCAAAUCGUUCAUUAAUAAUACGAUCGAAGAAUAAUAAUAAUAAUAAUCCUGAUACAACAAUUUCAACAACAACAACAACCAAAAGUAAUUGUAAAAUUGAAAAAUCGACAACAAUUUCAUCCGAAAUAUCGAUAAAUAAUCAUCAAUCAACAAAUAUAUCGAUCGACAAUAAUAGUUGUUGUUCGAUUGAUCAUCAAUCAGAAACGGAUGGUAAUGAUGAUGAAAAUUUAUCAAAAAUUUUAAAAUUAAUUAAUCUUGAUCAUAAGCAAUCGCAGCAGCAAUCGCAACAAAAUGAUGAAUCAACAAAAAAUGUUGAAAAAAAUUUGCUUAAAGUUGAUAAUCAUGGUGAUGAUCAUAAUGACGACGUUGGUGUUAAUGAUGAUCAAGAAUGUCGAAAAAAUAUAAUGAAGGAUAAUGAUGAACAACAACAAAUACAACAACAACAACAAUAUUCAACACCAUUCAUACCAUUAUUAUCGGCAUUAGGUUUUAAUACAAACGAUUUAGAUCAAUCGAUUAUUCAUUCAUAAAUAUUGUUGUAAAAAUUUGUUUUUUAUUGAAUCAAAAUAAAAA
Messenger RNA from Dermatophagoides pteronyssinus (European house dust mite), 3099 nucleotides. RefSeq lists its product as uncharacterized. Gene Ontology annotation, cellular component: plasma membrane. The record is from RefSeq and is a predicted model, not a curated record. Gene Ontology annotation, biological process: protein phosphorylation; signal transduction. NCBI's taxonomy places the organism in Eukaryota, Metazoa, Arthropoda, Arachnida, Sarcoptiformes, Pyroglyphidae. Gene Ontology annotation, molecular function: ATP binding; protein binding; protein kinase activity.